This is a messenger RNA of Hypanus sabinus (Atlantic stingray), 3504 nucleotides long. RefSeq names its product transmembrane protein 135 (gene tmem135). The record is from RefSeq and is a predicted model, not a curated record. The transcript is spliced from 15 exons. Bases 39 to 1430 code for a protein of 463 amino acids. Lineage: Eukaryota; Metazoa; Chordata; Chondrichthyes; Myliobatiformes; Dasyatidae.
GUGACCUUUGGCCUGUUCUCCGCGGCGCCGUGAUCACUAUGGCUGCGUUCAGUAAAAGUAUACCGCAUAGCUGCUACGAGAUCGGGCACACAUGGAGCACUUCCUGCACCAAGUCCAUGCUGCAAGUCACAGUGGGGGCUUUGCAGGAGUCCCUGAAAAUCUAUGCGCCUCUUUACAUCAUUGCAGCAAUCCUGCGGAGGCGGAAGUUAGACUACUAUAUUCACAAACUGCUUCCUGAGAUCCUCCAAUCGACCUCCUUCCUUACUGCAAAUGGUGGCCUCUAUAUUAUGUUUUUCUGUAUCCUCAGGAAACUGCUUGGGAAGUUCUACAUAUGGUCUGCAGGAUUUGGUGCAGCAUUACCUGCUUCGUAUUUGGCCAUUCUGAUUGAAAGGAAAAGCAGGAGAGGCCUCUUGACAAUUUAUAUGGCUAACUUGGCAACUGAAAGUAUAUUCCGAAUGGCUGUAACAAGGGGUCUUAUCACACCAGUUAACCAUGGGGAGGUCCUGCUGUUUUGCUUCACUGCUGCCCUGUACAUGUUCUUCUUUAGGUGCAAAGAUGGCCUCAAAGGAUUUGCUUUCUCUGCACUUAAAUUUAUUGUUGGAAAGGAAGAAAUUCCAACACAUUCAGUUGUGGAGCACCGAAAUCCUAGUACGAGUAGUCAUGUUACUGAGCACCCGGUAGUAGAAGAUCAGACCAAGAAAACCAAGAAAUCUCUGAUAACAUUGACUGGACAAUUUAUUGACAGAAUUUGUAAACAUGGCCCAAGACACAGAUGUUGUAGGCAUUAUGAAGACAACUGCAUUUCCUAUUGUGUUAAAGGUUUUAUACGGAUGUUCAGUGUUGGCUACCUUAUUCAAUGCUGCCUUCGUAUUCCAUCUGCAUUAAGACACUUGUUUACAAAACCAUCCCGGUUAUUGUCUGCUUUGUACAAUAAAGAAAAUUUCCAGCUUGGAGCUUUUCUAGGAUCCUUUGUCAGUAUUUACAAGGGCACUAGCUGUUUUCUCCGAUGGGUAAGAGAUUUGGAUGAUGAGCUUCACGCACUGAUUGCUGGUUUCUUAGCUGGAAUGUCCAUGAUGUUUUACAAAAGCACAACAAUUUCCAUGUACCUGGCUUCCAAACUUGUGGAGACAUUGUACUUCAAAGGCAUUGAAGCAGGAAAAUGUCCAUACGUUGCACGUGCAGACACCAUUAUCUAUGCAAUUUCUACAGCUGUAUGUUUUCAAGCGGCAGUGAUGGAAGUUCAGAACCUUCGGCCUUCCUACUGGAAAUUUCUGUUGAGGCUUACAAAAGGAAGAUUUGCUUUGAUGAACAGAAGGGCAUUGGACGUUUUUGGUACUGAAGCUUCGAGGGACUUUAAAGGAUUCAUCCCAAGACUGGAUCCAAGAUACACUCUUGUAAAACCAGAACUUGAACUUGAACUCCAUUCCUGAUUAUGAUGGGUUAAGAAAGACAUUCUUUGGAAUGGUUCAGGUUCGUAGGCCCAUUUAGCACUGGAAGUUAUUAUUUCUAGUGUUUCACCCAGAUGGGGAGAAGGGGGUGGUUGGGGGCAGGGGAAAUAAGUGAUUGCUAUUCUUGUUAUUUUCUUUAAGGGCUAUCUAUUGCACCUCUCUUCUGAUGUAAAAUGUGAAUGCAUAAAGCACUUAAUCUUUGGAAAUUUAAUUGGUCUAUUAAUUGAUUAUUUCAUUUUGUUGCAAUUUUUGCUGGUUAUUUUAAAUAUGAUAUUUUGGUAUCCUAUUAAUUCCACUUAUACCAACUGUUUACUUGCAAGUUAUUGGCCAUUUUAUAUAGCCAUGGUGAGUGGAAUUUUUUGAAAUUGAUUUUUAUUAUUUUUAAAAAGUCUGCAGUGAUUGGUUCAUCAUUUAGCCAAUGGCUGAUUGAUGAAUAAAAUAAACAAGAUAUAAUCAAAAAUAAUUUAUAUCCUAUAAUGUAAAUUGCAACAUGAAUUGGCAUUGCUAAAUACAUAUAAUUUUUUUAAAUAUUAAGGUACUCUAUUAUUUUAAAUCAUUUGAAGACCUAUUCAUUUCAUUUCUGCAAGUGAUAUGUUUAUCCUAAACUUCAAUCCAUGCUGGCAACUUAAUGAAGUCUUAGCCCUGACUCCUAUUGAAGAAUAUUUUUUACCUCUAAAUGACAUCUUUUUCAUACUCUGGUGUAAAAUAAAAUUAUAAUGAAGAUGGUUAAUUUUCCUGUAAAUGUAUUAAAAUGUGUAUUUCAGCCAAAAAGAAUUUCAUUAAAAAAAUUAAACAAAUAAAGCAUUAGAUUUUUUUCUUCAGGUUUUACCCAAAGGCUUCUUAUUAUAAUUAAGUUGCACUGAACUUUUAUCAGUAGGAAUUUUCAUUUUUGAAUAUCAACACUCCUAAUUUAAAAUGACAUCAGUGACUAUGUAGUUCAACAACUGAAUUUCCAGAUAUUGAAAAUUUACAGUAAAGCAAUAUAUGAUGUUAUUAAAUUUUAUUUUUAAUACCAUGUCAAAAAAAGAUAGUUUAAUUUUUUGGACAUCGAUUGUAUUAGUGUAAAAUCCUUUUCCUUGCAAAACAUAAUUCUGUAAGAAAUCCAUCUUUCCUCAGCCGAUGAUGUGUAAUUCCAGCUCUUUCAAAAAGCUGCAAUGGAAAGCAGAUGUUUGCUAUGACAUGGUGAUUAUGACAGGCAAUAGUUAGAAUGCUGGAGCAUUGAUCAAUAUACUUGUAUUUUAGUAGGAAGCCCAGAUUUCCAUCAUUGAUCUUGAAAUUCCUGGUUUGUGUGAGGUUAGAAAGUGAAAUGCUAUUGUUUUCAAUGGAUUUAUUUAAGCAUUUUAAAACCAUGACCACCUUAUCCAUUUGGUGGUUUGCACUGAACACAAGUGGUUAGCAUUGAGAGAGCUGUAUAUUUUAUUACAUCAAAUUGCAGUAUGUAUGGUUAAUAAUAUAGUUACAGAUGUUAAAAUGUCCCAUUGAGCAAAACUUAUCACAGAUCCAGGUGGUUUGGAAUAGAAUGAUCAGUAUUAAGUUAUUUAAAUCAUUAAAUUGUGAUUCUCACUAGUAUAUACUAGCAAGUUAUUGUUGAAAAAUUCAUUCACCAACGUCGUCCUUUAAAAGGAAUCCGUGCUCUUUGUGGAUCGUUUUCAGUAUAUUUGUAAUGAGCUAGCAAGUAACAGUAGGUAGUUUAUAACUGCUCAUGUAUAGCAUCUUUUUUAAUGCAGAAGGCACAGUUUAUUUCUUUUGUUAGUGCUCCAUUUGUCAAUAAUGCCUUAAAUCUCUUCCUGGAAUACUGGAGUUUGACAACAAAAGAAGACAAAGCGUAUGUAUCCCUUCCAUUUUUUGCAGAUUCCUUUGGUGGUUUGUAUGAAUUUUUUUUGUACGUAGAAAAGAUAUAAACCAACUCUGGAGACAAAACUAUACCAUGUUAUUAUGUUCAAUGUUGUAAAGAAAGAACUGAAAAUUCAGAUUUGUAAAUGAUGUGAUAAAUCUUGAGCUACAUUUCAAUAACUGUAUAAAUGUUAAUUUUAACAACUAAAACAAUAAAGCAUAA